Glossina fuscipes is the source of this 2145-nucleotide messenger RNA. Its product is annotated as probable cytochrome P450 4d14. The transcript is spliced from 6 exons. Gene Ontology annotation, molecular function: oxidoreductase activity, acting on paired donors, with incorporation or reduction of molecular oxygen; iron ion binding; monooxygenase activity. The record is from RefSeq and is a predicted model, not a curated record. The coding region runs from base 521 to 2047 and encodes 508 amino acids. Lineage: Eukaryota; Metazoa; Arthropoda; Insecta; Diptera; Glossinidae.
UAACAGAGUUUAGCCAAAGACUGAGUUAUCGAAUAUAUAUAAUGAUAUAUGUUUACAUCCGAAGAGCAAUAAGAUAUAAAGUUUAUUUAAUGAGAAUUUACAUCAUUUAAUAUAUUGCGUAUAAUACAUGUACACACUUAAUCAAUUAAUCAAUCAAUAUUUAAUUAAUCAAUCAAAUAAUCUAAUUAGUGUAAUAGAUAUUCAAAAUUGUAAAUUGAAUUAACGCACUUGAAAUCAUCGAAAGGAUUUUCGAAAAAUAAAAAAACAAAAAAACAAAAAAAACACAAAACAAAAUAUCAACAGAGUAGGAUUAGAGAUAAUGGCUAUGGCGCAAAAUCCGACAGAUUAUCAAGCAAAUUGUGUGUCCACGUGUCAAAUAACAAAUACAAUAAUGUUUACGUGUGUGUCUAUGCUUCUUGCAUAAAUAUUUAAUCGCAAUAUUGCAGCAUAAGAGGAUACAUAUAUAUAUAUAUAUCAUAAUACAGCUAAGUAGGCGAUCACACCUCUAUUUUAAAUUAUUAUGAUCGCGAUUUUAGUAAUUAUUGGUUUAAUCACAUUAUUGGUAUGGCAUUAUCUUCACAUGAGAAGUGUAGCCCGUAAGUUUUCAAGCCAAGGGAUCGCUAGACCUCCAUUGACACUACCGCUAUUAGGUGAUCUUCUUCUGUUUGCAGGUCUAAGCCGUACCGAGUUUCCGAUCCGUUUCAAGAAUUUAUUCGAACGUUUUGGUAAUGUAUACCAUGCAUGGAUAGGACCGUUUAGUAUUUUAAUGGUUGCGGAUGCAAAUUACUACAAAGUGAUCAUGAGAGACGCAGUAAGCAAACCGUACGUUUGCACUUCCGUCCUUAAGGAGGUAAUUGGCACCGGACUUAUAGUUGCUUGCGGUGAGGAAUGGCGUGUGAGACGUAAAAUGCUUAAUCCAGCUUUUCAUAUCAAACUGAUUGAAAGCUUUACAAAGGUAUUCGAUGAACAUAGUCGCGCGCUGGUCCAGCGACUACAGCAACAUGCGGAUGGGAAAUCCACAUUUGACAUAUUUCCAUUUAUUGCCGACAUGACUUUGUGUAUCAUCUUUGAAACCGCUAUGGGCUUUAAAUCGGAUCCUAAUGAUUUAGACUUUCGGAAAUAUACCUCUGCUACACAAGAUUUCAUAUUUAACGAAUCGGAACGUCUGACCAAACCUUGGUUGCUUCCGCGUUUUGCUUAUUAUAUACUCGCCUAUCGUAAUUUUAAGAAAUCAAGUGCAGCUACCGCCUACAUACGCGAUUUCCAUGCAAAAAUAAUUAAAACAAAAAGACAAGAGCUCGAGGAGCGACACAAAAAUGCAACGCAAGCUGGAGAUAAUGACGACAAAGUGUUGGAUCGGAAGCGUCAAAAUUUUCUUGAGAUUCUGCUUACAAGUUCGAUUGAUGGCAAGCCUGUAAGCGAUGAUGUUAUACAAGAUGAAAUUUUCACCAUAGUCAUGGCUGGUUCCGACACCUCUGCUCAUACUUUGUGCUACGUGUUGUACCUUCUCUCGCGGCAUCCGGAUGCACAGCAAAAGGCUUUCCUAGAGAUUUUUUCUCUUUACGGAACUGAUAGAGAACGCUCGAUUACUAUGGAGGAUUUGAGCAAAUUGAAAUAUUUGGAAUGCGUAAUAAAAGAAACUUUACGUGUAUAUCCGACCGUACCUUUCUAUGGACGUGUAUUCGACGAGGAUAUAGUGGCUGAUGGUAAAAUUAUACCUGGUGGCACUGCGCUACUUAUUUGCCCGAUAAGGUCCAAUGAAAAUCCGGAAUAUUUUCCAGAACCUAAGCAAUUUAAUCCGGAACGUUUUAAUGACGAGAAUAUCAACAAAAUUCCUGAAUAUGCUUAUGCACCAUUUUCUGCUGGUCCACGUGGUUGCAUUGGACCAAAAUUUGGUAUGGUGGAAAUAAAAUGCACCCUGAUUAGAAUACUGUUGGAAUACGAAAUAUUGCCCUUUGGCGACCCACCCAAGCCAUUUGCGUAUGUAUCUUAUCAAUUACAAGAUGGCCUGCAUUUAGGCUUGAAGCCACGUAAAUAUGACACCUAGACAACUCUUCAAAUCUUCAAGCGGAUUAUAUGUUUUUACUGUCGCGAAUUUCGAAUAUCCAAAUGAUAGAAUUAAAUAAAGACAACGAUUUUUUCUUA